AUUUUCAAUUGUCUAGUGUUUAUUUUCUGUAUUUUUCACACAAAAACCGGUAGAAAUGUCGGAUGAAGAAGUUCUUAAUAAUGAAGACGAACAAGAGGAGAACAUCAAUAACAACAAUUUGCCAUCGAUUGUAAAAGAAUUCGUCAGCGACUACACCGGAAGCAUCUGGGACGAGCUGCUCCGUCAACUCACUGCCCUGAUCCCCCGCGACUCUUCUGGACGUGGCCUAACAAACAUUUUCUCGUCCGGAGCUCUCGAAUCUCUUGUCGGGAAUCUGAUUUCCAAUGCUUCUCAUGAAUUUUUCGGUGUAAAUUCGGAAAACGGAGAGAUUAUUGGGGCUCUUGCUGGAAAUGCGAUGUUUAAUUUGGGUGGCGAGAAUAAUUCGUUGAGUAGUAUUGGAAAAGUUGUUCUGGAUAAUAUUGUCAGCGGGAAAUUCAAACGAGAAUGUCAUUCGUAUGUGCCUUUAAAGUGUCAGCCGCUUUAUUUUUACGAGGAACGUCAGAAAUGUUUGGAUGAGAAUCGAUUAUUUGAGGAUCCACAGUUUCCAGCCAACAACUCGUCAAUCUACUACAAAAAGCCCCCAAAAUCCCAUAUUGUUUGGCUACGUCCCGCGAAAAUAUUCGCGAAUCCGAGGCUCAUUGUCAAUGGCAAAAGCCGAUUCGAUGUUAGACAAGGAUCCCUCGGCAAUUGUUGGUUCCUGGCCGCCGCCGCCACUUUAGCUCAACGAGAUGAGCUCUUCUAUCGAGUAGUGCCACCUGAUCAGUCAUUCACGGAGAAUUACGCAGGAAUCUUUCAUUUUCAAUUCUGGAGAUAUGGAGAAUGGGUUGAUGUAGUAAUUGAUGAUCGACUGCCGACGGUUAAUGGAAAGUUGAUCUACAUGAGCUCUCAGGAUGGGGAUGAGUGUUGGGGACCUCUGUUGGAGAAGGCGUAUGCUAAACUCUACGGCACCUACGAGCACCUGGACGGUGGUACGACUACAGAGGCUCUCGAAGACUUUACUGGCGGACUAACUGAGUUCUACGAUCUCACUUCAACUGAUAAGACCAUGAUCUUGGCAAUGAUAAUGAAGGGUAUGCAGAUGGGAUCACUCUUCGCGUGUUCUAUUGAUCCGGAUCCGAGAGAGAAGGAGGCUCAGCUUGCCAAUGGACUGGUCAGAGGACAUGCAUACAGUGUUACCGGAGUUCAUACGGUGGAGACGGAUAAGGAAAAGGUGGCGCUUCUCCGUAUCCGAAACCCUUGGGGUGACACCGAGUGGAAUGGGGAUUGGAGUGAUAAGAGCUCACUGUGGGAGCAAGUCGACCAGGAGCAACGAGAGAAAAUGGAAUUCCGUAUCAAAGAGGACGGAGAGUUUUGGAUGUGCUUGGACGAUUUUAUGGCACAGUUUGCAAAUUUGGAUUGUUGUAAUCUGUCGGCAGAUGUUAUGCACGAGAUUACAGAGAUGACGGAGAUUGAGGUAAUGGAAAAACAGAGCAAACAAUGGAUCCAGAAAUCAGCUGACGGUGAAUGGUGUUCCCGCAAGGGUACCGCCGGAGGAUGCUCAAACAAUGAGAACACCUUUUGCACUAACCCACAGUAUGAGACCUACUUCCGUGCCACUUCUCCAUCAUCCAACGACAAAUGUACAGUAAUCGCGGCAGUCUUCCAAAAAUAUCGUCGCAACCAACUGCACCGUGGUCUCGACAUGUUGCAGAUCGGACUUUCGGUCUAUAAAAUGUCAGGCCCCAAUGAGAAAGUGACCGCCGAGAUGAUGAAAACCCACGCACCCAUUGCUUCUACCAAGCUCUUCGUGGACUAUCGCGAGGCUGUCGUACGGUUCACCGUUCCGCCUGGCUACUAUGUGAUUGUACCAUGCACAUUUGAACCGAACCAUGAUGCCGAGUUUCUGCUGAGAACCUUUUCCAAUGUGGAGUUUGAUAAAACACGCCUUCGUCGUCGUUGAUUGGACAGAAGAUUCUCGAACUUUCUUUCGCAUAAAUUUUGAUAUUCGAUUCGUGUUUUGUUUUCCACUUUGUAAUGAUUGUAGUUUAUAGUUUUGAAAGCGUGGGCGGAUGAAAUUACAGAUGAAAUUU
This is a messenger RNA of Caenorhabditis elegans, 2069 nucleotides long. It is a transcript of the gene clp-6, whose product is annotated as Calpain catalytic domain-containing protein. Gene Ontology annotation, biological process: proteolysis. Gene Ontology annotation, molecular function: peptidase activity; hydrolase activity; calcium-dependent cysteine-type endopeptidase activity. Gene Ontology annotation, cellular component: cytoplasm. Lineage: Eukaryota; Metazoa; Nematoda; Chromadorea; Rhabditida; Rhabditidae. Bases 56 to 1939 code for a protein of 627 amino acids. The record is from RefSeq and is marked reviewed. The transcript is spliced from 8 exons.